Messenger RNA from Trichoderma gamsii, 378 nucleotides. RefSeq lists its product as hypothetical. The record is from RefSeq and is a predicted model, not a curated record. Lineage: Eukaryota; Fungi; Ascomycota; Sordariomycetes; Hypocreales; Hypocreaceae. The transcript has 3 exons. Bases 1 to 378 code for a protein of 125 amino acids.
AUGCCCUCGGAUCCGAUGAAAAGCCCUGGCCAGCUGUUGGGUGACGGAUCUACGCAAGCACCAGCACUCGCAACAUCAAAUUGUUCAACUCAGGUCCACUACCAGCGUUACACGAUUGUUCAAGGCUGCUCCAGGUUCAAAAGUACGAUAGUGCUUGGUGAAAACGCUUCGCUCGACCAGGGGAACAUAUUCGACGGCAGUCCAUCCGAAAGCUUCAGGCAAGAGGGAUCGGAAUUUGGGGGUGACAUCCAGGGGGGUAAAUCGGCGAGAUUAUGCCAGGGAAAUAGGAUCAACGGGCGCAAAGCCAAAACUAGCGAAAACGACAGCCCUGAGAGUAAAUUCCAAGCUCCCCAGCAAGGAGAUGGCAUGAGUGCCUAA